Molecule: messenger RNA, 1494 nt
Organism: Nerophis lumbriciformis (worm pipefish)
Lineage: Eukaryota; Metazoa; Chordata; Actinopteri; Syngnathiformes; Syngnathidae
Source: RefSeq, a predicted model, not a curated record
AUGGGGGACAAGACGAAGAGGAAGAAGAAGGGCAAAAAGGACGACGACAGGGUGACUUUGAAAAAGGAAAUUGGACUUUUGAGCGCGUGCGCAAUCAUCAUCGGAAACAUCAUCGGUUCAGGCAUCUUCGUGUCCCCCAAAGGCGUCUUGGAGCAUGCCGGCUCAGUCGGACUGUCGCUCAUCGUGUGGGUGUGUGGAGGAGGGAUCUGUGUGCUGGGUUCCAUGUGCUACGCCGAGCUGGGCGUCACCAUUCCCAAAUCGGGCGGAGACUACUCAUACGUGACGGAGAUCUUCGGCGGGCUCGUCGGAUUCCUGUUGCUAUGGAGCGCCGUGCUAAUCAUGUAUCCGACCACGCUGGCUGUCAUCGCUCUCACUUUCGCCAACUAUGUGCUUCAGCCGGCUUUCCAAAACUGCGUGACGCCAUACGCCGCCACCCGGCUGCUGGCCACCAUCUGCGUCCUUUUCCUGACAUGGGUGAACUGCUACAGUGUGCGCGGGGCAACAAGAAUCCAGGAUGUGUUUACGGUGGGGAAACUGCUGGCUCUGGUUCUCAUCAUCGUUGUGGGACUGGUUCAAAUCGGCCGAGGAUACUACGAUGCUCUGGUGCCUAGCGUGGCCUUUGAGUUCAGUCAAGAACCAUCCGUGGGCCAGAUAGCGCUGGCUUUCUUGCAGGCGUCCUUCGCUUACAGUGGCUGGAACUUCCUCAACUAUGUCACGGAGGAGGUGGUUGAGCCACGCAAGAACCUGCCCCGCGCCAUUUACAUCUCCAUCCCCUUGGUGACGCUAGUCUACACAAUGACCAACAUUGCUUAUUUCACCUCCAUGACCCCCGAGGAGCUUCUGGCAUCCAAUGCUGUGGCAGUGACUUUUGGUGAAAAGCUGCUGGGUAUGUUCUCUUGGGUAAUGCCCAUUUCCGUGGCCCUGUCUACCUUUGGCGGCAUCAACGGCUAUUUAUUUACCUCUUCCAGGUUGUGUUUCUCAGGAGCCAGGGAGGGACAUCUGCCAUACUUGUUGGCAAUGAUCCACCUUAAGAACUGCACUCCCAUCCCUGCCCUGCUUGUCUGCUGCUUUGCCACCAUCGUAAUCCUGUGCAUCGGUGAGACGCACAACCUGAUCAACUAUGUGUCCUUCAUCAAUUAUCUCUCGUACGGCGUCACCAUCGCCGGCCUGCUCUACCUCCGCAAAAAGAAGCCGGACCUGAUGCGGCCAAUUAAGGUCAACUUGCUAAUCCCCAUCGCUUACAUGCUGUUCUGGGUCGUGCUCCUAUGCUUCAGCCUGUACUCUGAGCCAGUGGUGUGCGGCUUGGGAAUGGUCAUCAUGCUUACCGGUGUGCCCGUCUACUUUGUGGGUGUCUGGUGGAAAAACAAGCCCAAGUGGAUUUACCGAAUCACAGAGAAAGUGACGUACAUGGGCCAGAAGGCAUGUUACGUGAUGUUCCCUCAGGAGGAUCCGGCAGAGGGUGAACCACUCACAUCUGACAAAGACAGAGACUAA